Sclerotinia sclerotiorum 1980 UF-70 is the source of this 1764-nucleotide messenger RNA. RefSeq lists its product as hypothetical. Lineage: Eukaryota; Fungi; Ascomycota; Leotiomycetes; Helotiales; Sclerotiniaceae. The transcript has 4 exons. Gene Ontology annotation, molecular function: Hsp90 protein binding. The record is from RefSeq and is a predicted model, not a curated record. The coding region runs from base 1 to 1764 and encodes 587 amino acids.
AUGGCGGACGCAUUGAAAGCUGCUGGCAAUAAAGCCAUUGCAGAGAAGAACUUCGACGAGGCUGUUGCAAAAUUCACCGAAGCCAUUGCUAUCGAACCAGAAAACCACAUUCUCUACUCUAAUAGGUCGGCUGCGUUUGCCUCGAAACGAGACUUCGAAAAGUCCCUACAGGAUGCUGAGAAGUGUACAAGCAUCAAGCCUGACUGGGCCAAGGGAUGGGGCAGAGUUGGUACCGCUAAGCAAAGUUUGGGCGAUCUCUUGGGAGCCCACGAUGCUUAUGAGGAGGCUUUAAAGCUUGAUCCAAAUUAUGCGGCGGCUACUAAGGGUUUGGCACAGGUUAAAAAGUCUAUCGAUGCGGAGGCUAAAGCAGAUGGUGUAAAGGGUGAUCCAACAGAGGGAUUAGGUAACAUGUUUAGUGAUCCACAACUUGUCGCAAAACUGGCAGCAAACCCCAAGACUGCCAAAUUCCUGUCAGACCCAACCUUCAUGGCGAAGCUUCAACAAAUCAAGUCAAACCCAAACAAUACCCAAGAACUUUUCUCAGACCCCCGCAUGAUUCAAGUCUUGGGUGUUCUGAUGGGUGUGGAUAUGUCUUUCGCUGAUUCGGGUGCUUUUGGUGGUGCUCCCGGUGCCCAGGGCGCCUCUGCACCUACGGAAGCUGAGGAGGACAUUCAAAUGCCAGAUGUGCGUCCCAGCGCGCAAGAACCACAAGCCGAGAAGGCAAAGGCCGAGCCAGAGCCAGAGCCAGAGGAUGAGGAGGCUGUGGCAAAAAAGCAGGCAAAAGCUGAGGCCGAUGAGGAGAAGAGACUUGGUACUGAGCAGUACAAGAAGAAGAACUUUGAUGAGGCGAUUGCGCAUUACUCCAAGGCUUGGGAACUAUACAAGGACAUUACCUAUCUUAACAAUCUUGGUGCCGCACAUUUCGAGAAGGGAGAGUAUGAAGAGGCUAUCAAGGCAUGUGAGAAAGCCGUUGAGGAGGGACGAGAAAUUUACGCCGAUUUUAAGAUGAUCGCUAAAUCAUACGCUCGUAUUGGAACUGCAUAUGAGAAGAUGGGAGAUUUACCGAAAGCCAUUGAAAAUUACAACAAAUCACUGACUGAACAUCGUACCCCCGACGUGGUCAACAAGCUCCGUGCUGCCGAGAAGAACAAGAUCGAAAGCGCCAAAAAGGCUUACAUCGACCCGGUAAAGGCUGAAGAGGCCCGUGAACUCGGAAAUCAAAAGUUCAAGGAGUCAGAUUGGCCUGGAGCAGUUGAGGCUUACAGUGAGAUGAUCAAGCGUGCUCCAGAGGAUCCAAGAGGCUACAGCAACCGUGCAGCUUCUUUCAUUAAGCUUCUUGAGUUCCCUUCUGCUUUGGAAGAUUGUGACAAGGCAAUCUCUAAAGAUUCCAAGUUCGUGAGAGCAUACAUCCGAAAAGCGCAAGCAUACUUUGGCAUGAGAGACUACUCUAAAUGUCUUGAUGCAUGUAACGAAGCCACCGAGGCCGAUGUUACAAAGGCCAAUGCUAGAGAGAUUGAGCAACAGCAACAGAAGGCUGUUACUGCUAUGUACAGUGCCCGAGAAAAUGAGACCGAGGAGCAGACUAAGGAGAGACUAUCAAGAGACCCAGAGAUUCAAAGAAUCAUGGGUGAUCCAGUCAUGCAAAGCAUUCUCCAACAAGCUCAAAACGACCCCGCCGCUCUUCAAGAACACAUGAAGAAUCCCCAGAUCCGAUCUAAGAUUCAGCAGCUUAUCGCUGCAGGAGUCAUCCGUGUUGGAAGAUGA